Messenger RNA from Glycine soja, 1554 nucleotides. RefSeq lists its product as uncharacterized. The transcript is spliced from 2 exons. The coding region runs from base 643 to 1209 and encodes 188 amino acids. The record is from RefSeq and is a predicted model, not a curated record. Lineage: Eukaryota; Viridiplantae; Streptophyta; Magnoliopsida; Fabales; Fabaceae.
AUCGUCUCUCGUUAUUGUUAUCAGUUACUUCCUCGCUCCCUCUUUCUUCUCUCUCCUUUCGGUUUUCACCUUUUCUUUUCCCACACAAGUACGUUUUCUCUAGAUCCAACCACUUCCAUUGCCACCAAUUGCUUCUUCUUGUUUAUUUUGCUCCCAUACCAUUAGCAACACUGUGUUAGAUACUCAGAUCCCCCCUCUUUUCUCUAUGCCAUUCCCCCAGCUGGGAAGGGUGUACUGGAAUCAGAGUGUAGCUGUGGGGUGCAGAUUGAUUACUAUUCUUGUGUUGGCCUUUUCAGGAUGGGCAAGUGCAAGGGUUGUGGGCAGAUAGGAAGAAUGGGAACAACAAAUGGGUCAAUGAGUUCUUAUGAAUUUUCGUUGAUGUUGUCUCCUGUUGUUUCUUUUUGGGAUUGUAUGUUCCGUAAAAUGAGGUAUUCCUACAGACCUGAGUGGGUGUAGUGGUUAGAACGUAACUUUAGUACUAGUCUCAAUACUUUAACUAAAUAGAGUAUAUUAGCAUAACAAUUUAGGGAAAGGGGAGAAAUUAUAAACAAAAAAAUGUAUACAGCUUUAAAGAAAUUCUCUUGAAGGAUAGGAGUUCUCAAAAGUUAUUUUUUUUAAGUAUUUAUAUAGAUAGUGGGUUCUAUGGAUAACAUGGCAUGUAAUAAAGGGCAACGCUUGAGAAAGGCAAAGAAGAAGCAGGUGAAAGAUGAGUUGGAUAGACUGAAACAGGCUGAAAAGAAAAAGAGGCGCCUGGAAAAAGCUCUAGCUACUUCUGCUGCCAUCAUUUCCGAACUGGAGAAAAAGAAGCAGAAAAAGAAAGAAGAGCAACAAAGACUCGAUGAAGAGGGUGCCGCAAUUGCUGAAGCAGUGGCUCUGCAUGUUCUACUCGGCGAAGACUCGGACGAUUCUUGUAAUGUUGUUAUAAAUGACUGUGAAUGCAAGACCUGGAAUUAUAAUCAUAAGCUAGGCCUCUUCAUGGAUGAAAGAAGAGCUUGUUUUCCUCAUCUAGAUGGUGGUACGUGGUCUGUCUCUGCUGAAAGCGGCAAAUGGUCCUUCACAUCCGGCCCUCUUGAGAAGAACGUGUAUGAACCCCUAUAUGAAGAAGCAGGAUGGGGUCCUACUGGAUUCUCUGUUGAUCUUAUAGCAGCACAAGCAGUUAGAUCACUCCAUAUUGCAAAGGAGGCGGAUGAAGCAAGGAUUAUCUUCUAAAGGAAUGCUGAAUGAAGUCUUGUUUGUGUCUUUUCUGGUCACUGGAGAUGAAGUCUUAAUCUUCUGUUAUCUUACUGGAGGUUGUCUUCUGCAUAUUACUUCUAUAUAAUAUGCUUGUCAGCUACGUUCUGCUUCAGUUGUGACUGAAGAACUUUUUGCUGUGUCAUCAUAUUUUCUUCUGAUUUUCAUUAACUGCAUGCAAGGCUGCUAAUUUUCUAUUGGAGUGACUUUUCAUACUCUGAUUGUAAUGGAGAUUUAUACUUUUUUGAGUUGAUUACAAAUAAUAUAAAUGCUCGAGUGGAACUCAAUGACUCAUAAUUUAUAUAUACUUGCAUUGUGGCCUCU